CAGGUGUCAAACCGAAACCACCCGCAUGUAAAUAUCAUAUUCAGUUUUCAAGUCAAUGCUUUACAGAACGCAUAACAAACCGAGAGUUUCGUUGAGCUCUUCCUGUUGCCAAGUUAAAAAUAGUCUCUGACUAUAGAGAUUUCUGUUUCAUUGAAUAUCUCGUUUAAGGCAGUGAUGCCUCAAAUCACGUCGGGUGUGAUCGUGCAGCUGACGCUCCUGUUAUCAGCUCUACCUGCGCAGUAUCUCAUCUCCAAAUGGACAAGCGGCACUGAGACACAACGGCACAUGGCCACUCAGAGAAUCCUUGACACAUGGGACUCCGUAAGAAAAUCCUACUUGAACACAGCUGCUUGGGUUGACUGGCUAAAUACCUGGAUUCCCAAACUACCGUCCUUCGGAGAGGAAGAGGAGCACCAAACUCUGGAAGAAGUGCUCGCGAUUGAGCUGAUGAUGCAUGAAAACGAGCACGGAUACUUUGCAGUGUCAAAGGAAGUGCGAAGCCCCAGGCCGGCAUAUGUGCUGCACCGUGUAGGUCAAGUAGUGAUGGAGACACAGAAUCAUAUGGUGGGGGUGAUCAUGGGAUGGGAUGCAGGACUCAGAGCCCCACCAGAGUGGCUCAAGAGAAAGAAAUACUCAGACUCAGAGCUGGAGAAAGCCAAGGACACUCCUCAUUACAGAAUUAUGUUCAGUGGACCUGAUCCUUCAUCAAUACUGAUUGGAUACAUCCCCCAGUAUAACGUCAAGCUCUUUCAAGGCUUUCAGCCGGACAUUCCUACCCUAGAGCGCUACUUUUCACACUUCGAUGGAAAAAAGUUUGUUAUGGAGGAAUGGUUGCAAGAAAUAUACCCUCAUGACUGAAGAAGUGAAAACUUGAGAGGUUUUAAAAACACUUUGAAAUGCUUGGAAACACAGGCGUGAUGUCUGCAAGCUUUUAUCGACAGUAUUGGUUCUUUUAAAGCAAUGGAGCUUUAAAGGGAGUUUUCAUUUUGAAGGAUGUUUUAUUAAACUUAGUUUUAUGGAAUAUAUGUAAAUAUAUGUUAAGCAGCUUUCUCAGGGCAGAACUAAAAACACAAAAUGCUAGUUUUGGAAUUUAGAAGUUUUAGAACGUCUUUCACACUUUGCAAAGGAUAUGUAAAGUUGUGAAGAAAAUGACUGAUGUUAAAAAACAAUAGACGAAAUGAAAUGUUUUAUAAUAUGCAAUUAGAUGAAAAUCCAGAUUUCCAGAGUUCCAGAAAAUGAAUUAACUUAACCAUCAGUUAAUAUGAUAUUGCUUAUUUAUUUACAUUAGAAAAACAGAAGUAUUUGUUGUUUCAAACACUAUUGAAAAUGUGGUAAACAGUGUUAAAGCCAGUAGUACAAACAUACAUAAUUGUUUAUUAAAGCUUAAUUUAUUUUAAAUAGG
Puntigrus tetrazona (Sumatra barb) is the source of this 1402-nucleotide messenger RNA. RefSeq lists its product as uncharacterized. The transcript is spliced from 7 exons. Bases 175 to 858 code for a protein of 227 amino acids. NCBI's taxonomy places the organism in Eukaryota, Metazoa, Chordata, Actinopteri, Cypriniformes, Cyprinidae. Gene Ontology annotation, molecular function: DNA binding. The record is from RefSeq and is a predicted model, not a curated record.